AUGAUGAAAAUAAAUUUGUACAAGUUGUUAUGCUUCAUAUGUGUAAUAUUUUUCUUACAUAAAAAUGUGGUAAGAUCAGGGGAUAACAUGAAAUACAAUGAUAUGAAAGGAUUAGAUGAUCUUAGUAAGUUAAAUGAUGAUCAGGUGAAGGAUAUUUUAGGAUUAAAAAUAGAUGGAGCAAAAGAAAGAAUAGAAAAAUUAUUUCAUUUGAUAGAUAAGAACAAUGAUAAAGAAAUAACAGAAGAAGAAUUAAAUACAUGGUCUAGCUUUUUAAAAAAUGAAAUAUUUUUAAAACAAGUACAAGCGGAAAUGGGACAAAUAGAUUCUGACAAGGAUGGGUUCAUAUCUUUAAACGAAUUAAAUGAUGCAUUUGCACAAAAUUUAGAUGCGAAAGAAGUUGAAAAACAUUCAGAAGGAUUAUUAAAAAGAUUUCAAAUUGUUGAUAAAGAUAAAGAUGGGAAAUUAAGUAUUAAUGAAGUUGGAUUAUUGAUUGAUCCUAUGAAAGAUGAAGAAUUAAAAGAAUUAGAAAUAAAUGAAAUUCUUGAACAUCAUGAUGUAAAUAAAGAUGGAAAAAUAUCAUUAGAUGAAUUUAAACAAACAAGAUCUGAUGAAAGUUCAGGUGUUAAAAAAGAUGAUGAAAUGGCUCUUGAUGAUUUUAAUUUCUUUGAUACUAAUAAAGAUGGAUUUAUAGAUAAAGAAGAAAUUAUUAAAGUUUAUUUUGAUCCUGCUCAUGAAAGUGGAGCAAUCAAUGUAAACGAAAUAAAGGAAAAUAUAUUUGAAGGAAAAAAAAUUACUUAUGAUUUAUGGAAUGAAAAAGCACUUAAAAUUGCUGUAACAUCUUUAACUGAUUAUGGUGAUGUUAUAAGAUAUCCAGAAGAUUUUAAAUUAGAUAUAGGAAAAAAUGUUAUCUUACCAACAGCUCGUAGUAGAGCUUUCGAAGAUGAUGAUAUUGAUGCUGAUAACACAGAAGAUGAUAAAGAUGAAACUGACGAUGCAUCCCAACAAAAAUCCCCAGCAAUUGAUGAAUUAUAG
Molecule: messenger RNA, 1032 nt
Organism: Plasmodium reichenowi
Lineage: Eukaryota; Apicomplexa; Aconoidasida; Haemosporida; Plasmodiidae
Product: endoplasmic reticulum-resident calcium binding protein, putative
Exons: 1
Coding region: 1-1032 (343 amino acids)
Molecular function (GO): calcium ion binding
Source: RefSeq, a predicted model, not a curated record